AUGGAGACGGCCCAGGUCGAGCAGUUCGGCGACGAGAUGAUGACGAACAUGAUCGCCGAGUUCGAGCGCCUGGGCCAGAAGGAGGACUUCAACCAGAUCGUCGAGAACAUGAUGCGCCAGCUCCUCGCGCGCGACCUCAUGUACGAGCCCAUGAAGCUCGUCUGCGACAAGUACCCCGAGUGGCUCGCGGAGAAGUACGAGUCGCUGAGCAAGGAGGAGUACGUGCGCUACGGCACGCAGUACCAGUACUUCCAGCGCGUCGUCGCCGUCUACGAGACGGAGCCGGACAACUUCCCGCGGCUCAUGGAGCUGCUCCAGGACCUCCAGAAGUACGGCCAGGUGCCGUCGGAGAUCAUCAAGGAGCUCGCGCCGGCGCUCGAGUUCGGCGCCGACGGCAUGCCCGUCAUGAACAUGGGCGACAACUUCUUCCCCAAGGAGGGCGCGGUGCCGGGCAUGCCGGGCCUGCCCGUGCCCGACGCGGACAGCGCCCAGUGUAGUGUCAUGUAG
Aureococcus anophagefferens is the source of this 507-nucleotide messenger RNA. RefSeq lists its product as hypothetical. Bases 1 to 507 code for a protein of 168 amino acids. Gene Ontology annotation, cellular component: peroxisome; peroxisomal membrane. The record is from RefSeq and is a predicted model, not a curated record. Gene Ontology annotation, biological process: protein import into peroxisome membrane. The transcript has a single exon. Lineage: Eukaryota; Pelagophyceae; Pelagomonadales; Pelagomonadaceae.